This is a messenger RNA of Cryptotermes secundus, 1907 nucleotides long. RefSeq names its product dentin sialophosphoprotein. The record is from RefSeq and is a predicted model, not a curated record. The coding region runs from base 83 to 1834 and encodes 583 amino acids. Lineage: Eukaryota; Metazoa; Arthropoda; Insecta; Blattodea; Kalotermitidae. The transcript is spliced from 2 exons.
UGGCGCUGCUAGGAGUUCCGUUGCUUCCAUAUAAGGGCUCUGCACGUCCCGACCGGCUCUUCGGCUAAGCGCUCCUCUCAACAUGGGAACUCUCACGUGGACAGUGGGGCUGUUACUCGCAUUCGCCAUAUUCACUGUGCAUCAGCACGUGGAGGCUGCUCCUGCCCCUGAUGGACACAAGGGGGUAACGCUGGGCAGCCAGAGGCAUAGCGACGACGAGAAGACGAAGAAACACGACGACGACGACGACGACGAUGACGACGACGACGAUGACGACGACGAUGACGACGACAAGACGAAGAAACAUGACGACGACGACGACGAUGAUGAUGACGAUGACGAUGACGACGACGAUGAUAGAAGGGUGACAAAACAAACAUGUAAAAAUGGAAGCAAAAACAAAGAUAAAUGUAUUACAAAAGCCUCAACUCCUGCAGAUGAGGCAAGUGCAACAGUUGAAGGAUCUGACAUUCCAGAAGAUGACAUCUCGAACGCUGAAGAAGCCUCAACUCUUGCAGAUGAGGCAAGUGCAACGGUUGAAGGAUCUGACAUUCCAGAAGAUGACAUCUCGAACGCUGAAGAAGCCUCAACUCCUGCAGAUGAGGCAAGUGCAACGGUUGAAGGAUCUGACAUUCCAGAAGAUGACAUCUCGAACGCUGAAGAAGCCUCAACUCCUGCAGAUGAGGCAAGUGCAACGGUUGAAGGAUCUGACAUUCCAGAAGAUGACAUCUCGAACGCUGAAGAAGCCUCAACUCCUGCAGAUGAGGCAAGUGCAACGGUUGAAGGAUCUGACAUUCCAGAAGAUGACAUCUCGAACGCUGAAGAAGCCUCAACUCCUGCAGAUGAGGCAAGUGCAACGGUUGAAGGAUCUGACAUUCCAGAAGAUGACAUCUCGAACGCUGAAGAAGCCUCAACUCCUGCAGAUGAGGCAAGUGCAACGGUUGAAGGAUCUGACAUUCCAGAAGAUGACAUCUCGAACGCUGAAGAAGCCUCAACUCCUGCAGAUGAGGCAAGUGCAACGGUUGAAGGAUCUGACAUUCCAGAAGAUGACAUCUCGAACGCUGAAGAAGCCUCAACUCCUGCAGAUGAGGCAAGUGCAACGGUUGAAGGAUCUGACAUUCCAGAAGAUGACAUCUCGAACGCUGAAGAAGCCUCAACUCCUGCAGAUGAGGCAAGUGCAACGGUUGAAGGAUCUGACAUUCCAGAAGAUGACAUCUCGAACGCUGAAGAAGCCUCAACUCCUGCAGAUGAGGCAAGUGCAACGGUUGAAGGAUCUGACAUUCCAGAAGAUGACAUCUCGAACGCUGAAGAAGCCUCAACUCCUGCAGAUGAGGCAAGUGCAACGGUUGAAGGAUCUGACAUUCCAGAAGAUGACAUCUCGAACGCUGAAGAAGCCUCAACUCCUGCAGAUGAGGCAAGUGCAACGGUUGAAGGAUCUGACAUUCCAGAAGAUGACAUCUCGAACGCUGAAGAAGCCUCAACUCCUGCAGAUGAGGCAAGUGCAACAGUUGAAGGAUCUGACAUUCCAGAAGAUGACAUCUCGAGCGCUGAAGAAGCCUCAACUGUGGCAGCAGAAGGUGAUCAGAUAUCAACCGACGCCACGAAGGAAGAGACACCUGACGCCAAGGACAUUGCACUGUUAUACGUGCAGUACGUACUGAAGUCUGCUGGAGAGAGUGCUGAUGGAGAGAUACUAUACGACGGACACGAGAUCCCUCUGCAGUUCUUUGUAAGCGUCUUGACGCUACAAGACACUGCCUUGAAUAGUGUAACCACUGAUAAGUUACGUACCAUUGCACAACUGUACUUAACGUAUGAUUUAAAUGGAAAGUAAAGUCUAAAGAAUUGUCCCAGUAGCAGGCUGUUAACAUUUUCUUGCAAGAAUUAAAGAUAUUGAUUUGAUGUCA